Messenger RNA from Cololabis saira (Pacific saury), 3459 nucleotides. It is a transcript of the gene rapgef3, whose product is annotated as Rap guanine nucleotide exchange factor (GEF) 3. Gene Ontology annotation, biological process: positive regulation of GTPase activity; Ras protein signal transduction. The record is from RefSeq and is a predicted model, not a curated record. The transcript is spliced from 27 exons. Bases 311 to 2917 code for a protein of 868 amino acids. Lineage: Eukaryota; Metazoa; Chordata; Actinopteri; Beloniformes; Belonidae. Gene Ontology annotation, molecular function: guanyl-nucleotide exchange factor activity. Gene Ontology annotation, cellular component: plasma membrane.
GGCAGCAAAGUGCGCCUGUGCGCGGAGGGAUGGCUGAGCGCGGAGCGGCGCUUCCUCUCUGAGCCUCGCAGUCCGAGGGCUGACUCCUGUCUGCGGGGGACGAUCUGGCCCGGAUCCCGCCUGGAUCUCAACCUGGACCUCUCCUGGACCUGGACCUGCGGGGACAACCAUGCUCAGUCUUUAUGUCUCCGUGCGUGGAGCGGCCGGACCGCUGCGCCGUUAACGAUGCGCGGACGCGCCGGGAGAGCGCGCCGAGUCCGAUCCUCCGACCUGGAAACUUGUCUUGUUGUUGGGAUCUAGUAGGGACGAGAUGCAUCUGUUUCGGAGUCACAAUUACCAAGUGUUCCCGAACCGGUUCUCAUGGGAGACGCCGCGUAUACGGGGCAUCAGCUGGACUCCGCUGCCAGAAGCCCUGGAUUCAAAGGACACAAUGAAGCAGUUUCUUUCAGAUCGUGUUGUGAAGGCAGGGAGAUCCGUGUACGGCGUUAUUAUCGAGAGGAGUCCCGGUCUGAUCCGAGACAGAAAGUAUCACCUGAAAACAUACAGACAUUGUUGCUCUGGUAAGGACCUGGUUGAUUGGCUGAUGAAGCAGAACGACUGCCUCCAGUCCAGAAGCCAGGCCGUUGGGAUGUGGCAGGUCUUACUCGACGAGGGAAUCCUCACUCACGUGAAAGAUGAGUUGAACUUCCACGACAAGGACACCCAGUUCUACCGCUUCAAGGACUCGGAGUUUGGCCUGAACCCCGUCAGCAAUGAGAAGGAGUCGGAGGACGAGCUUCAGGAAGCUCUGUGUCUGCUGUCUCAGCUCGGUCCGGACGCUCUGCUCACCAUGAUUCUGCGUAAAUGCCCCGGUCAGAGGACUGCAGAGGACCUGGAGAUCAUCUACGAGGAGCUGCUCCAUGUGAAAGCUGCCGCACAUCUCUCCACCUCGGUGCGUAAGGAGCUGGCGUCAGUGCUGCUGUUUGAAUCCCAUCCUAAAGCUGGAACAGUGUUGUUCAGCCAGGGAGAUAAGGGCACGUCCUGGUACAUCAUCUGGAAAGGCUCUGUAAACGUCAUCACGCAUGGGAAGGGCCUUGUAACCACUCUGCAUGAGGGGGAGGACUUUGGGCAGCUAGCUUUGCUGAAUGACGCCCCUCGCGCUGCCACCAUCAUCCUGAGAGAAGACAACUGCCAUUUCCUCCGGGUCGACAAACAGGAUUUUAUUCGGAUCCUCAAGGAUGUGGAGGCAAACACCGUGCGACUGGAGGAGCAUGGGAAGACCGUGCUGGUGUUGGAGAAGAGCGCCGACUCGGCUCUGCAAGGAGGAGCUGGAACCAAGAGCAAGUACAGCGUUAUGUCGGGAACACCUGAGAAAAUUGUGGAACACCUCCUGGAUAGGAUCAAACUGGAUUCCAACGGAAAUGACCCUACAGACUCCUGCGUCGGUGACUUUCUCCUAACCUACAAGGUGUUCAUGUCCUCCAGUCAGCUGUGUCCUGCCUUGCAGCAUCACUACCAGGCAGAGCUGUCCGAGGGCUCGGAGCAGGAGAAGGCUGCCUACGUCCUCAACGCCAAGCAGAAGGUAGUGAGAUUCAUCGGCCAGUGGGUGGCGCUCUAUGGCCUCCAUCUGAAAGAGGACGCUGUUGCUUUGGACUUUUUGGAGAGAAUGAAAAAGGAGGUGGCAUCUGAUCACCGAUUGUCCAGCAUGCUCAGGGAGCAAUUUAAGGAGAGAAGGAGAACAAGAGUUUUGGAGAAUGGAUAUCAGUCGCUGAGUAGGAACCACCACUUUGACUGGUUUUCCAACUGUGAGGAGCCAGUGGGGAGGGUCCAGACAAUAAAAGCACAGGACAAAGUGUUGUAUGAGAUCUACAGGCCAGACGGCAAACCUCUCACUCUGAUGCUGCCAGUGAACUCAUCGGUGCAGGAUGUGAUGUCAGCAAUAGUUAAACCUGGUGGAGAUCAUGUACUUGUCAAAAUGAAUUCCACCGGAGACAGAGUACAGUUAAAACUGGAUACCACUGCAGUCUUCACCGGCCUGGGUCUCAGUGAGAGACUGUUCAUCUGCACGAGCAGUGAGGUGGAGCAGCUGAGGCCCUUAAAGGAGCAGCAGGGCCCAGAGCAAGGAACUACCGACACCCUUGAGCAGAUGGGCUCUAAAGACACGGCCACUGAGCUCACCAACUACGACUGGGAACUGUUCACUGCCCUGCAUGAGGUGGAGCUUGUUUACUACAUAUUUGGCCGUCAUAAAUUCCCAGGUGCCAUCACAGCGAACCUGCAGCGCUUCGUGCGUCACUUCAACGAGGUGCAGUACUGGGUGGUGACGGAGCUGUGUCUCUGCGAAGACCUGGUGAAACGGGCCGUUCUGCUCAAGAAGUUCAUCAAGAUCGCUUCAGUGCUGAAAGAGCAGAAGAACCUGAAUUCGUUUUUCGCUGUGAUGUUUGGUCUAAGCAACAGUGCCGUGCAGAGGCUUUACAAGACCUGGGAGAGAAUACCGAGCAAGACAAAAAGAAUCUACUGUGCUUAUGAGAGACUGAUGGACCCCUCACGCAACCACAGGGCCUACAGACUGGCUGUUGCUAAACUCAGUCCCCCUUACAUCCCCUUCAUGCCUCUGCUGCUGAAAGACAUGACAUUCAUCCACGAGGGCAAUCCGACAUACGUAGACAAAUUGGUCAAUUUUGAAAAGAUGCGAAUGCUUGCAAAGACAGUGAAAAUAGUGCGAAACUGCAGAAGCCAACCGUACGUGCCUUCAUCUCCACAGCGGGGUCUGGCGGAUCGGAUGUUUCUGGAAGGGCCUUCUUCUCGCUUAUCCACGUACUCGGACCACGUCCUCCCUCUGCGGACGCCCAGCAACAUCAGACACUACGUCCAGAACCUGAAGGUGAUUGACAACCAGCGGAAACUGACGCAGCUAUCCAGAACAAUCGAAUGCUAGGACAUCCUCCUGCGGCUGGAGAGAGACUGGAAAACUGGACCUAAACAGGAACCAGAGAACAGACCGCAGCUUGACGCAUAAAACCAUCACAGCCACCUGAAUUACAGUGCCAUUCAAAAAGCUCUGAGAUUUACCGUGACGCCUUCGGCGCCGCGCAGCAUUGAGAGUGAAAAUGUGCCGUGAGCACGGUGAUGACCUCCAAUGCUGAACUGGAGAAAAUGACUCUGUGUCCACAGGACUUUUACCCGACAAGCCGGACAUCUCUGCAGAAACAUGGACAGCAAAGUGCUGCUGUCUUUGGUGUGAUAACUAUUCUUAUGUGAGAUGUUGUAUUUUGCUGUCUGUGGAGGAACCGCAAGGCUCCUCAGCACAUGCUACGAAUCACUCCAGCUCUUUGUCCACAAGUGUUUUCACUUUUAAAGUAAUAUAUUUUAUCAUAAUUUUUAGCUGCAGGAGCACAAACCGACAUGCACGUAAUUUCAUAAUGUGUUGUUUUUUCUAAAUAAAUUAUUUUCCCAUUUCUGUGUACAUAGUCAAUGAGA